AUGUUAAACGUAUGUGCACCGGUAUUACUAAGCUUUGGGCAUCUAAUAUCAACUGUGCGAUGCAUAAACUUAGCAAGUUUUUUAUUAUUCUGGGGAGGAGGAGGAGCAAAUGGAAUAAAUCCAUCAGAUGUUGAUUCUACAACAAAGAAGAAUAAUAAAAGUGAACGUGGUAAAAAGAUGGAAGAAUAUAUAGACGAGAAAGUGAAAAUUAAUUUACGUAGUAAAAAAAUUAAUAAUUUAAAACCAACAUUUAUAAAUCCUGAAACAGAAAUUUAUUACUUCUUAAGGAGUGAUGGAAAUUAUGAUGAAUUAUAUGCAAAGUAUCCAUUAUGUGAAACUAAAUAUAAAAUAGCUGAUAAGUUAAAAGGACUUAGCUUAUUUCAGAAAACCAUGAUUAAAAAUAAAAAACUUGCACUACUUAAAACAUGUAUUUUGGAAAUGUAUGGGGUAUUUUUUGUUACUAUUAGAAAUACAAAUGAUAUCAUGUCAGUAAUUGCAACUGUUUAUGGAUAUGUACCAUAUUUAUUAUGCUUUUUAAUAUUCAUAGGAUUAAUAUUAACGUUUAACAAAUAUUUACUUUGCCUUUCUAUUAUUAUCCCGACACAAUUAGGAUUAAAUGAUUUAGUUUUAAAACAAGUGCUAAAAAUGAGUAGACCCAUUAAUAGCGCAUUAAAUUCAUAUGGAAUGCCUUCAGGACAUAGCUCAUUUUCUUUUACCAUACUUACUUUUAUCUUUCUUCAUCUAUUAGAAUCGAAGAGAGAUAAAUGGAAUAUUAUAACUUUUAUACUUGCACUCAUAGCUUUGCUACCCAUACCAUGGAGUCGUGUUCAUAUUGAAGAUCACACAUUUUAUCAGGCCAUUUUUGGAUGUCUCUUAGGAUUAUUCUUGGGUUCUGUAUCAUAUUUAAUAAAAAGGCAUUAUUAUAAGGAAAAGUCUUCCAAGUAA
Messenger RNA from Plasmodium gonderi, 945 nucleotides. Its product is annotated as PAP2-like protein. NCBI's taxonomy places the organism in Eukaryota, Apicomplexa, Aconoidasida, Haemosporida, Plasmodiidae. Gene Ontology annotation, molecular function: sphingosine-1-phosphate phosphatase activity. The record is from RefSeq and is a predicted model, not a curated record. The coding region runs from base 1 to 945 and encodes 314 amino acids. The transcript has a single exon.